Messenger RNA from Manis javanica (Malayan pangolin), 2888 nucleotides. The record is from RefSeq and is a predicted model, not a curated record. Lineage: Eukaryota; Metazoa; Chordata; Mammalia; Pholidota; Manidae.
AAAAAAAGGCUGGGCAGUUUUCUCAUCUGGUUUAGGAAAUUAAGGCACCUACAACAUAAUUAAGAAAUCAAUCUUGGAAAAAUGGCUGGCAGAAAAACCUUCCUUCCAUUACCUAUGCAGAACUUCCUACGGCAAACAUUUGAGCCACGUCCACGUGCCAUUGCAGUCCUUUCUUGGUUUCACCCCUCCCACUGGUACAACGGCUUGGAUGACAGAAUCCUAAUGUCCUUCGGAUCCAGCUUUCUCUAAAGCAGUCCGAUGGGAUGGAGAUAGAGGCAGUAAGGAAUCAGAAAACCAAAUUUUUGAACUUCCGGAACCUUGGCUAAAUUGCCUUUUUUUUCCUUCUCGAGGAAACAAGGAAACCCUUAUUUCUCCUCCCCGUCUUGUUUUAAGACUAACGACCCUCUCCAGACGCACAAAGUUUUCUUCUCAGGCGCGCGGCGCCAGGCCGACGCUGCCGGUACUCCUUAACCUCGCCGGCGGAGCAGAAGCCCUCGCGGUGAGCUUAUGUCACUUCCGGCGCGCUGACGCUCACUCCGGCGUGCCGACGCUUGCGUCAGCAAAGAGCGGGGCUGGGGGCAACCGGCUUGAAGUCGUGCGGGUCGGAGGACUGCCGCCGCCGCUGUCGUGUCAGGUCCUCUGUUCCCGGCCGCGGCGGGGACGAGCUCGGGUAGGCGGCGGGGCAGAUGUCCGAAGGCCCGCGGUGGGACGCCCCGCCCCGCUCCGGCCGCUCCCUCUGUUUCGCGGCCUGGGCCUGCGCCGCUCUGCUGUCUGGAAACUAGCGCCCCAGCGGCGCGGCGCGUAGCUCGCGGGGAGCCCAGAACCAACGGCGCCCUGCCAUGGCGGUCUCCAGGCUUGACCGACUUUUUAUCUUACUGGAUACUGGCACUACUCCAGUUACAAGAAAAGCUGCUGCACAGCAACUUGGAGAAGUGGUGAAGCUUCAUCCUCAUGAAUUAAACAAUCUCUUAUCUAAAGUGUUAAUAUAUUUAAGGAGUACAAAUUGGGACACUCGGAUUGCAGCAGGACAAGCUGUUGAAGCUAUAGUGAAGAAUGUUCCUGAAUGGAAUCCAGUGCCAAGAACCAAACAAGAACCUAAUUCAGAAAAUGCUAUGGAAGAUUCAUCUACUACAGAUCGAUUGAAUUUUGACAGAUUUGACAUAUGUAGAUUAUUACAACAUGGGGCAUCACUUUUGGGAUCUGCUGGUGCAGAAUUUGAAGUACAAGAUGAAAAAUCAGGUGAAGUGGAUCCUAAAGAGAGGAUAGCACGCCAACGAAAACUGUUACAGAAAAAACUUGGUCUUAACAUGGGAGAAGCCAUUGGAAUGAGUACUGAAGAACUCUUCAAUGAUGAAGAUUUGGAUUACACCCCAACUUCAGCAGCCCUUGUAAACAAACAACCUACUCUCCAGGCAGCUGAAUUGAUUGACUCAGAAUUUCGAGCAGGAAUGAGCAGUAGACAAAAGAACAAAGCUAAAAGAAUGGCCAAGUUAUUUGCAAAACAGAGAUCCAGGGAUGCAGUGGAAACUAAUGAGAAGAGUAAUGACAGCACUGAUGGGGAACCAGAAGAAAAGAGACGAAAAAUAGCAAAUGUCGUUAUUAAUCAGUCUGCAAAUGAUUCCAAAGUCUUGAUUGAUAAUAUUCCAGACAGUUCUUCCUUAAUUGAAGAGACAAAUGAAUGGCCUUUGGAAAGCUUUUGUGAAGAACUUUGCAAUGACCUUUUUAAUCCCUCUUGGGAGGUUCGACAUGGUGCAGGCACUGGACUUAGGGAAAUCCUUAAAGCUCAUGGGAAAAGUGGUGGUAAAAUGGGAGACAGCACUUUAGAAGAAAUGAUUCACCAGCAUCAGGAGUGGUUGGAAGACUUGGUUAUCAGACUUCUUUGUGUUUUUGCCUUAGACAGAUUUGGAGACUUUGUUUCUGAUGAAGUCGUGGCACCAGUUCGUGAAACUUGUGCUCAAACAUUAGGUGUCGUGUUAAAACACAUGAAUGAAACAGGAGUUCAUAAGACUGUGGAUGUGCUGCUUAAGUUACUUACACAAGAACAAUGGGAAGUUAGACAUGGCGGUCUGCUAGGAAUAAAAUAUGCUUUGGCAGUUCGUCAGGAUGUAAUUAAUACAUUAUUGCCUAAAGUUUUAAGUAGAAUAAUUGAAGGACUCCAGGAUCUUGAUGAUGAUGUCAGAGCUGUCGCUGCAGCAUCAUUAGUACCUGUGGUAGAAAGCCUUGUAUAUCUUCAGACACAAAAAGUACCCUUCAUUGUAAAUACGUUGUGGGAUGCUCUUCUGGAACUAGAUGAUUUAACAGCUUCAACAAAUAGUAUUAUGACUCUUCUUUCUUCUUUGUUAACUUAUCCUCAAGUCCAGCAAUGCAGUAUUCAACAGUCACUCACAGUUUUAGUUCCACGUGUCUGGCCAUUUUUGCAUCACACUAUAUCAUCAGUUCGAAGAGCAGCAUUGGAAACUCUGUUUACGUUAUUAUCAACACAGGACCAGCCUGUCCAGAUCAGCAGACAGGCCUCUUUCUUGAUGCCUUCACCCCAUGCAAGCACAAGCUCAGGGACACACACCACCACCAUUAUCCAGAGGCCACAGGGUAUGUUACUCAUGCCAAGUACUUGGCCCUGGAUAACUCAUCAUCCAGUGAAAAGUCGUGCUAGUUUACCAAUAGUUGCAUUCCCCGACAGCAGCUGCUACUGCCAGCACGCAGCUGCGCCAUGUUCCAAGAUGGCUGAACAGCUGCAACAGCUGCCUGGGGUGAAGAAUCGAGGUGAGGCCAGAAUGAACCUUUCAUCAGAAUUUAAUGCAGCCAAGGGGAGCGCUAAGGCAAAGAAGUUGUUUGGGGUCUCAAAUGGCACACACCACGUGAUAAAUAAUGAAAGAGGGGCAAUAUAA